Molecule: messenger RNA, 3537 nt
Organism: Papilio polytes (common Mormon)
Lineage: Eukaryota; Metazoa; Arthropoda; Insecta; Lepidoptera; Papilionidae
Gene: Mybbp1A
Product: myb-binding protein 1A-like protein
Exons: 6
Coding region: 83-3490 (1135 amino acids)
Biological process (GO): regulation of DNA-templated transcription
Cellular component (GO): nucleolus
Molecular function (GO): transcription corepressor activity; transcription factor binding; sequence-specific DNA binding
Source: RefSeq, a predicted model, not a curated record
GCCAAAUGCCAAUGCCAUGCGGGUUUCCUUCAAGUGGUUUAGUGAUUUUAAGUAGUAUAUUUAGCAAUGUUACAUUAAUAAAAUGAAUGAAAUAACAAAUACUAAACCUUUAGAGGUGACAUCUUCCUUAUUAGAUGCGUUUGAGUUAUUAAAGGCAAACAAAGAUGAUGUGAAACUAAAUGGCGGUGUUAGAAUAAUAUCACGCCUUAUGAACGAUGAGGGUGAUAAAGAAAUACAGUAUGUAUUGCGGAGAGUGGUUAGAAGUCUUGGCGCCAAUGUCCCUGACAUGAGAACAGGACAUUUUGCAAUGCUUGUUGCAUUAUUAACAAACUUUGAACAGAUUUCUGUUUCACAACUAUUUGAACUGAUUAAAAAAGAGUUACAUGCCAAUGGAUCAUCUAAAAGUGAGGUUGGAGAUGUAGCUCUCGGUCAGAUAUUAGUAUGCAGUGCCAUAUUUCGAUCUGGCCGUAUGUUGAAAUGUAAUGAAGAAGAACAAAAACAAAUAUUGACAACAUUAAUGAAAGCCAGUAAUAAAAAAUCUUAUUUGAACACAGCAGCAUACAUUUUAUUAUUAGAUUUUAUCUACAGUCUUGAUGAAGAACAAUUCUCAUCAGUAGUAUGGUCAAACAUCAAAGAGGAUUUUAAAAAAGACUUAAAGGAAUACAACUUGGAUUCACUUUAUUUUCUACUGGUUGCCAGUACUAAGUUUCCGAAAAAAGUUAAAGUAAAGAAAUUACUAUCAGUACCUGAAAUACUGCAUGAAGAUAAUUUACAGAUAAUAUGUGAAAAACUUUUGGCGGGAAUUGACUUCAGUACAGUACAUCAUCCGAUUUAUAAAGAAAUUGGACGACAAAUAGCAAAAACAUCACAUUUAGUACAAUUUUGGGUGACUGGCAUUGACAGCCAACUUACAAAACAUAACAGGAAUAGAGAACUUGUUUGCAUUUCCAUGCUAACUACAAUACUACAAAAUCUAGAUGAAAACGUUGAAGUAAUUCCUGAACUAUUAAGUGCGAACUUUUUUAAACUAUUCAUGGAUUGGUUCAAAGGUUUACAAACGGCCAGUAAGAUUAGAAAUAAACGUGACAAUGAAGAUGACAAUAAAAUAAUGAUAAAAAAGCAAAAAGAACUACUCAAUGCGUUAGCGAAAUCAUUAAAAUCAGAGAAAGUGACAAGUAAAGUGAGAGUUGAGACUUUAAAGAAGGUCUUAUUCAAUCCAGGAGAGAUUAAUUUCUCUGAAGUGACAGGAACUUCUAUAAUUAAAUCUAUUGCCGCUGAUUUAGAUAGCGAUGGUGUGAAAAAGAUAGCUAAGCUGUUAAAAAAUGUACUCAUGAAUACUUCGAAGAAAUUAAUUAAAGAGGAUGUUGAAAGAAAUUGGUAUAAUAAUGAAAGAGUGAAAGCAGCGGAGCUUCUCUCGUUUCUGGUUAGUCAUGAUGCUGUGAAAGAUGAUACGGAAUUUAAAAUUACCAAUAUGAAAUUAUUGAUGUGUUUUGGAUUCUUUAAAAUCGGAGGUGACGAAACUGUUGCAGUAAGCAGUGAGCUAGCAGGUUCCAUCAAGUCUUGCUUUUACAGAUGCUUCUCGUCUCGGUUUUCCAAUGUUGACAACUUAGUAACAGUUUUAUCAUCGUUAUGCAAUUUCAUAUCAACAAUAUUGGAAAAGGAACAAGUCAGGGCAAAAAUUGAAAAGCAAUUUACAACCGAAAAUAUGGAAUGUUGGCAAAUGGUUGCAGAUAUAUGUGAGAAAAUAGAAGAUGUUGAUUCAAAAUCGAAAGUAGAUCAUGUUUUUCUAAUACUACUUUAUCAGUUAGGACUGUUCUUGUUUUCGGAGCCAGCACAUGUUAAAGUUGCUAGCAGUUCUAUAAAGGAAUUGAAAAGCUGCUAUGAACAUUAUAGGAAAGUGAAUUUAAAAGUAAGCAAAAAGAAGCAAGAAACUACAGAUGAUGAGCCUGAAUGGAUAGAAGUGUUGGUUGAAGUGUUACUUUCCAUAUUAUCAGUUGAAUCCAGUGUACUUCGCUCCGUAGUGCAAUGUGCUUUUAGAUUACUCUGGGAGUAUUUAACACCAUCAUCUAUUGGACAAAUAGUGUCUGUUUUAGAUCCAGAAAGUGAAGCAAAUCCGUUAACUGUAGAUAGUGAGUCUGAAGAUGAUAAUAAUGAAUCUGAUAAUGACGAUAAUUCUGACAAUGAUGAUGAUAGUACGGCAAAAAUGAAUGGCGAAUCUGAGGGCAGCGAUGACAGUGGCAGUGAUGGAGAUGACAAUGAUGAUGAUGAUGAUGAUGACGAUGAUGAUGGAGACAUGAAAGUACCAGAUCAAUUAAGAAUGGCAAUACAGAAAGCGUUGGGUGGCGCAGCGCCGGAUACGGACACAGAAAGCAUAGAUGCAGAUGCAAUCAAUGAAGAAGACGGCAAGAAACUAGAUGAUGCUCUCGCCGAAGCGUUUAAACAAUUUCAGCAAGGCAAGAAUAAGAAAUCUAAAAAAGAUCGCAAAGAUAAAAAAGCUUUGUCCGAUUUUAGAGUUAGAGUGUUAGAUUUAAUUGACAUUUAUUUGGAGAAGGAUCCAUCAAUGGAUAUUUGUCUUGCAAUGAUAACGCCAUUAACGAGGUGUUUAGAAUUCUGUAUGCAGGACAAUCAGUUAAUAGAAUUGGAAAAUCGAGUUAGAAAAACUAUAAAGAAUCUGUGUAAAAUUAGAAAAUUCUCAUCCACACAGGAUGUCAGUGUUGACAUAUUGAGUGAUUACUUGAAAUCAAUUAUUGACAAAGGUGGAAGGUCGCAUUUUAUGUUCCAAGCUUUAGGGGAUAUUGUCACUUUCUUUGCAACAUUUAUAAUACAUUGUUCACUUAAAGUGAAGGUCAAUACACCUAAAAAGAAAAAGCUAUCACCAAUUCUUGACAUAUUUAAAGAUGCUCUUCAGAAUUAUUUCCGAAAUCGAAACUGUUUACUUCCAAUAAUAUUCUUCCACAAUGUUCUUCAAACUGAAUGGGAUGAUACAUACGAUCUUGUACCUAUAGUUUUGGAGAAUAUUUUUAACAAAGAUGUUCGCCAUUUCCGACGAAACGAGGGUAUCGAACUUUUGUCUGGAUUUUAUAGAGCACUGAAUAGAAAUAAGCCUUGCUCAGAAACACUUUUGACGAAAUUAAAUAAUAUAGAAAGUGAAUUUGAGAAACAGCUUUCAACUGUUAUAUCACUUGGCGAGGAAUUCAAAGUGAAAACUAAUUUCGUGACGUUAUUAAAAAAAUUGAUUAAUACAAUGAAAGGAUUCCACGAAAGCAGUCGUAUUAAAACAAAUUUGAAUUUUCAAAAUUUAUUUAAUUUGUUAAGUCAAAUAAAGACCACUGGUAAAUGUGAAAAUGUUAAUAAUCAAGCAAAUAAAAAUCAUCAAAACCCUCAAAAAUCUGGUAAAAAAAAGAAAAAUAAAAGAAAACAAUCACAAAACCGGCUUUCCGAACCACCAGUGAAAAAAGUCAAAGCAGAUGUUAACGCGACAGUUAAAUAAAUCUUGACAAUGAUUAUGAUUUUAAUAAAAAAAAAUAAAUUUUUAAA